This is a messenger RNA of Trichoderma harzianum CBS 226.95, 983 nucleotides long. RefSeq lists its product as hypothetical. Gene Ontology annotation, molecular function: mRNA binding. The record is from RefSeq and is a predicted model, not a curated record. Gene Ontology annotation, cellular component: nucleus. The transcript has 2 exons. Lineage: Eukaryota; Fungi; Ascomycota; Sordariomycetes; Hypocreales; Hypocreaceae. Gene Ontology annotation, biological process: regulation of mRNA splicing, via spliceosome. Bases 120 to 830 code for a protein of 236 amino acids.
CAAAGCUCGAAACUUCAGAGGCGAUGCAACGCAAUUUGGCCACAGCCAUCACUUCAUCAGGCCAAGUCCACCUUUGCGCUUUUCUGUCGCAGAAUUAACCAUCGCUAUCAGCCGCCAACAUGUCCUGGAGGAGUCAAGGCAUCACGGGCUCGAACAACAUCCCGCUGGGGAAAUCGCGGCGCUUCGGCGGCGAAGAGGAAGAGGAUGGCUUUGUCGAGGAACGCGAUCUCAAACGGGGCCGCGAUCCUGAACCACGAAGCGAAGCCGAUGGCCCUCGCCGCCGCAAGAAGCGCAAUCGAUGGGGCGACGCGUCCGAGAACAAGGCUGCCGGUCUUAUGGGGCUCCCGACCGCCAUUCUCUCGUCCAUGACGAGCGAGCAGCUCGAGGCAUACACUCUGCAUCUUCGUAUCGAGGAAAUCAGCCAGAAGCUUCGCAUCGACGACGUCGUCCCCGCAGAUGGUGACCGAUCCCCUUCGCCACCACCCCAGUACGACAACCAUGGUCGACGUAUCAACACCCGAGAAUAUCGCUAUCGCAAGCGUCUCGAGGACGAGCGCCACAAGCUGGUCGAAAAGGCCAUGAAGACCAUUCCCAACUACCACCCGCCCCAGGACUACCGCAGGCCGACAAAGACCCAGGAGAAAGUCUACGUGCCUGUUAACGACUACCCGGAGAUUAACUUCAGUAUGAUUGCUAACCCUUUAACCCUAACCACUAACUCCCCCUUUCUUUCCUUCAACUUGGACUAUGAUCAGACCCUCGCUACUAUGCCGAUAUGUGGUGUUGUAAGGGGCUCUGGUUUCUUCCGUCGAUUGAUUGUGCCUGUCUAAUCCUAAAGUUCUUUCCGAUGUUUCUUUAUCAAAUUCAGUUACUAACACAUAGCUCUCCCCCAAAGUUGGUUUACUUAUCGGACCCCGUGGUAAUACACUAAAGAAGAUGGAGAAUGACUCUGGAGCCAAGAUUGCCAUUCGUGGCAAGGGCUC